GAGAAAUCUAAAACCCUUCCCCUUCCUUCCUUGAGCGCAGUCGCUCCGUUGGUCUUCUCUUCUUCUUCAUCGCGAUUCCGAUUAAUCGGAGAUUCGACUCGAACGAUAACGAUCUUCGCUCCAUCUCCUAGUAUCAGCGUUUGAACAUCAGUAGCAAUGUUUAAGCUAAGUAGGAUGAUUCCUCGUCUACAAUCGGUUUCCCUUAACCCUAGCACGACUGCGUCUGGCUCCCUGAUCGAGAACGCUCCAAGAAUCUUCCAAUCUCUCGGAAACCGAGCAUUUUCCGGGAAAUCAAGCUCGGAUGGAUCUGGAAGCAACGAGAACGGUUGGGAUAUUGCAACGGGAGGAUCGUUCGGUGGUGGUACUACAGGAGGAUCUGACGAUCUUGAUUGGGAUCACAAAUCGAUGUGGUCCACUGGUUUAAGCAAGGAGCAUUUCGACGGUGUCUCCGUUGGCCGUCAGAAUCCUUCUUCUGAAAACGCCGUUUCUGAUUCAGGCGAUGUGAUGAGCAAGUUAGGUCCCAGAGAGGUCGCUAUGGUUAACGAGAUGAAUGAGUAUGAUGAUAUGAUCAAGGAGAUUGAGAAAGACAAUAGGCAUAGCAGGGUUUUCGUUGAUGGGAUUAAGCAGAAGAUGAUGGAGAUGAGUGUGUUGCUGAAGCAAGUCAAGGAGCCUGGUGCUAGAGGUUCUUAUCUUAAGGACUCUGAGAAGACUGAGAUGUACAGGUUGCAUAAAGAGAAUCCCGAGGUUUAUACCGUUGAGAGGCUUGCUAAGGAUUAUAGGAUCAUGAGGCAGCGUGUUCACGCCAUUCUCUUUCUUAAGGAGGAUGAAGAGGAAGAGGAGAGGAAGCUUGGUCGUCCCUUGGAUGAUUCCGUUGAGCGUUUGCUUGAUGAGUACCCUGAGUUCUUUGUAUCACAUGACCGGGAGUUUCAUGUGGCCUCACUCAGUUACAAGCCCGACUUCAAGGUCAUGCCAGAAGGAUGGGAUGGUACAAUCAAAGAUAUGGAUGAAGUCCACUAUGAGAUCUCAAAGAAAGAGGAUGACAUUCUUUACGAAGAAUUUCUCAGGAGGUUCGAGUUCAACAAAUUGAAAUGGAAAGGAGAAGUGAAGUGCCACAAGUACAGCAGAAGGCGUUCAUCAGAUGGAUGGAAAAUCACGGUUGAGAAAUUGGGUCCUCAAGGCAAGCGUGGAAAUGGAGGUGGCUGGAAGUUUGUCAGUCUUCCUGAUGGAUCGAGUCGGCCUCUCAACGAAGUGGAGAAGAUGUAUGUUAAGCGUGAAGCACCACGUCGCCGCCGUAAGAUUCUCCCUUGAAGUUACUAGAAAACAGACUCCAUCAACGGUAAUUGGAAUGUUAUGUCUCCCCUGGGGAGUGUCAAAGUUGAAACUAUUUUGCCUUGUUGAAUAGUAAGAUCCGUAGCUUUUGUUUUUGUUUUGUUUUUUUUGUUUAGCUCUUGCUUUUGUCUGUGGCCCAGUGGUUCAAAUAAUCUUAAGACCCAAACAUUUCAGAAUUUCUGAGGUUAUAGACCAAACAUUACAGAA
Molecule: messenger RNA, 1536 nt
Organism: Brassica oleracea var. oleracea
Lineage: Eukaryota; Viridiplantae; Streptophyta; Magnoliopsida; Brassicales; Brassicaceae
Exons: 4
Coding region: 157-1308 (383 amino acids)
Source: RefSeq, a predicted model, not a curated record